GUGUUAGAAACAGAGGAAUAGAGCACUACUCGAUGUAGCGGAGCAGGGCAGGCAGUUGAGCUGUUUUCGAUGAGCCUGCUGAGUGAGUGAGGUGAUUGUAGUGGCAGAGGAAUGGACCACGUUGAGUGAGCUACUUCUGCAGCCUUUGUAGAUCUAUCUAUGUAUGUGGUAGAGAGAGAGAGGUGGUGCUAGGGGCGGUAUUUGUCAGCUCGUAGCAUGGUCACUGUGGCCUUUGUGCAGCCUACAUUUUGUCCGCUCCCGGUUGCCUGAGUGACUUUUAGGCCUCGUUGAGCCCAAUUUUGUUGACCCUUAGGAUCCAUCAUCACUCAUCACGUUGUGGUCUCCAUGCAGACAAUCGACAAUCUUGAGGUGAUGGUGUGGUGGUAGGAACACAUCCAUCCCUCCAUCCAUUCAUUCAUUCAUCCAUAUUCACAAAUAGUAGUUGUGAUGCUUGUGCCCUAUUCACAAUGGUUGUUGAGAUGUGCAGAUCUGUGAUGCCUCUGAUCCAGUGAUGUGAAUUAUUAGUUGAAAGUUGGGGACCUCCGCAACGUUUUCUUUAAAAGAUGAAUAUCCACAUGGCUCCCAAAACCACCACCAGAGGCUUCAUCAACAACGAUAGUAACAAGAGCAAUUACAGCCAAAUCCCCAUCGUCAUCGUCAUCAUGUGUUUGGACUAAGACUGUCGAGCUUGCAUCCCUCGUAGCAACCUCACUUGUUCGUGGGUGGGUGGGGUGAUUUUUGUUCUCGUGCUGUUUCUUUUUUGGGUUGAUAUUCCUUCCCACUUGGCUGUGGUCAUCCACUCUGGCAAGAGUUGAUGCAACAUGAGCAACGCCUCUAAGCGGCGGUUCCAAUUGAAGUAGGGGAUCGUAACUUACCAUGGCGAGUGCCCUGAAAACCAUUGUGAGCAAGAAGAAACGUCGAUUUACUGAGGAUGGAUUCAAUUUGGAUCUGUCGUACAUUGGUGACCGGAUCAUCGCAAUGGGGUUCCCGGCCGAAAACGUGGAAUCGCUGUAUCGCAAUUCCUUGGACGAGGUGAAGCGUUUUCUUGACCACAAGCACAAGGAUCACUAUUUCAUCUACAACUUGUGUUCUGAGCGUGUCUAUGACAUCAAAAAGUUUCACGACAGGGUAGCCACCUAUCCUUUCGAUGACCACCACCCACCGGAUUUCUCGACAAUAAAGCCGUUUUGUGAGCAUGUGGACGAGUGGCUGAGAACGCACCAGGAUAAUGUGGCCGUGGUGCAUUGUAAGGCGGGCAAAGGCCGCACGGGGACAAUGAUCUGUUGCUAUCUUCUUCACUCGGGCAAGUUCAAAACUGCGGAUGAGGUGCUGACAUUUUAUGGGAAACAACGGACCCAUGACCAGAAGGGAGUGACCAUCCCUAGUCAGAGGCGGUACAUCAAUUAUUACGCCGAUAUGAUACGUCAGAAGCUUGAGUACAAACCGGUAAAGCUCUACCUCAGGUCAGUGGUACUAGACCCGGUGCCCAAUUUCAACAACUUGAGCAAAGAGUUCUACCUCCAGUUUGAAGUGAAGCAAGCUAAACGCUCACUGAAUUACGAGUCCACAGAUUACCUUUUAAAACGGGGCGACCGCAAUAUGCUCCUUAAUGUUGACCCACCAAUACUCAUAUGCGAGGAUAUCAAAAUCGAGUUCUCCAUCAAGCCCAAACUGGACAAAGUUGGGAUCAAGCCAAAAUUUCUGGCCUCGUAUAAGGAGUUCCACUUCUGGUUCAACACCUUCUUCGUUGAGAACACAUUUAUCUCGGGGCUGUGCCACAGUCUCCUCGCGGGGAGCUCCAAUAACGGCCACGCACCCGUUGACCAAGGAUCCGAAGAGGAACAGCCCGGGGACUGCGACAAUGGUGGCCCCGACUCGGGCCCGUUGAGUCACCAUCUUACCAAGUUGAGAUGGGCUCCCCCACCGGAGCGCCAUGUCUCUUGCACGGGUGGAGCCCCUUCACCUCAUCUCAUUGCCUCUGGGUCAGACGAGGAUGUCACUCUUACAAAUCUGAUGAAGCACACCUCCGUCUCCGACGAUCACCUACUGACCAAUCAAGGCGGCGGUGGCGGUGGCGGUGGUGGUGGUUGUCACGUGUCAUCCAAGGGGAAUGGAGGAGCAGGUCACGCCUCUUCGGCGUCCAGCUCGACCUCCUCCUCUACGUCCACCUCCUUGGCUGCCCUGUCGUCUUUCAAAGAAAAUCGCAUAAGGCACUCGUCUGUACCGCAGACCGCCCGCAGUCCCGGUACGCUCUCGCACCUCACCAAUGCAAAUAGCCUUGGCUUAUCUUCUCCUCAUGGCGCAAACUCAGCGCUGCUCAAGUCAUCAGCCACCACGACCUCUGCCGACUCUCUGGGGGAGGACGUUCCAGCUGUGGGACUCUCGUCUCCCAUCAAGAUAGAUGGCACGCCCGUUAGUCUUCGCCUAACAAAACCUCAGAUUGAUAAAGCGUUUAAGGACAAAUCGUGUAAGGUGUAUCAAGAUGAUUUCAAGGUGACGCUGUUCCUGGUGCGACCCUAUGAUCAAAGUGAUGUGAGUUCAUACUGUGCAGCACCGAGUUGUCCGGUGGCGAAAAAAUUCACCUCCAACCCUGGAGAAAUGACUCUGGUUCCCGCUCCUCAGGUGCAAAAGAAUUCGUCUGAAAGCAGUGAAGAAGAGGAGGAAGGCGAUACCACAGAUAGUGAAGCCGUGUCGUCGAGUGCGUCUUCGUCUCAAAUCCGGUUUCGCUCCAACAAUCAGGUGAUCUAUCGUCAUAGCAACAACCACCACAACAGCCAUCAUCAUUCUUCUUCGCAUCAUCAUCAUCACCAUCACCACCACCAUCAUCAUCCAGGUCCGCCCGAGUUAUCCACAAAGGGAGCAUCGCAAAUGUACCCAUCGGAUUGGAUUUAGUGCAAAACAUGUCAAGUCUCCGGGUCUGGAUUCCUGCUUCUGUCCAGGGAGGUGAAAGCCACCCACCCUCCUGUCCAAGAAACAGGGCAAUAAUGAGGGAAGGAGAAACAAGUGUGUUGUGUUAAUGCCAAUCAUGUCAGAUAGUGGAUUCAGUCUUGGAUUGUUUUUUACCUGAUUUUGUUGGAAGUGGAUGAGUGUAAGGGCCAGCAUUAUUCAUAUUAUUCUUAUUAUUCCUAUUAUUAUUAUUAUCAUUCUUAUUAUCAUUAUCAUCAUUAUCGCUACCACCACUAAUUCUGGGUCAAGGCGAAGAUGAAUAUCGAUUUGAAACAAGAGAUCUUCUUUGCCGGCGAAAUGCCCCAUACAGGCGUUUUAGAUCAGAUAAAAUGAAACAGAUUGUUUUUAAUGUCUAUAUCAAUUUUAGACAAUAUAUGUCAUCUUUACAACUCUAAUAACUCAA
This is a messenger RNA of Tigriopus californicus, 3349 nucleotides long. RefSeq lists its product as uncharacterized. Gene Ontology annotation, molecular function: phosphatidylinositol-3,4,5-trisphosphate 3-phosphatase activity; protein tyrosine phosphatase activity. The record is from RefSeq and is a predicted model, not a curated record. Gene Ontology annotation, biological process: regulation of phosphatidylinositol 3-kinase/protein kinase B signal transduction; cell motility; protein dephosphorylation. Lineage: Eukaryota; Metazoa; Arthropoda; Copepoda; Harpacticoida; Harpacticidae. Gene Ontology annotation, cellular component: cytosol; plasma membrane; cell projection. Bases 877 to 2892 code for a protein of 671 amino acids. The transcript is spliced from 2 exons.